Girardinichthys multiradiatus is the source of this 2091-nucleotide messenger RNA. RefSeq lists its product as uncharacterized. The record is from RefSeq and is a predicted model, not a curated record. The transcript has 3 exons. NCBI's taxonomy places the organism in Eukaryota, Metazoa, Chordata, Actinopteri, Cyprinodontiformes, Goodeidae. The coding region runs from base 349 to 1089 and encodes 246 amino acids.
ACUGUCGGAGGAAGAAAAUCACUGGGUUGGAGGAUGGGAGGUGUCUCCCAAAAGAGGAGGAGAAAAGGCGGUGAAAAAACAGAGGGCAGCAGAGAAAAUGGAAAGAAAGCUUUCCAUACAGACACAUGUGGUCAGGAAUGUUUCUCUCCCGGCUUCACAAAACGUUCAGAUGACUUUCCCCAGCCAAACCCUGGAAAAAUGUGGAAACUGCUCUCAGCACCAGUGGAAGCCGGAUAGAUCUGCCUGGAAGCAGAUGGCUGCAACAGUCAAUCCUGAGCCAGCAGAUUCGGCUCAUCCCUCCACGCUCAGCUGCUUCCAGUCGGUAAAGAUGUAGUCAGCUCUGUCUCCAUGGAGAUGUCUCCAAACACAGCAUGCUCUGCCUUGUUGCCAUGGUCACUGUGUUUGAUGUUCGUGCUGACCUCCCGCUGUCAGAGGAUGGUUUCUGCCCCGUUGUACGGUGCUCCUGAGCAGGAUAACACCACACUGCUGUUCGACAGCGGAUCCAGCCUCCGGAACUGCAGCUGCUCGGCUACCAUCCAGAGCUGUGACGUGGCCCUGGCCAACUCUUGCUGCCGAUGCCACACCGUUCCACGGUCGGCUCUUCCCCGCUCCAGCCUCAGGCAGCCAGGAGGUGUGACUGUGUGGGUGAGGGACCUCUGGGUGUUGGAGGAGCUGCUGAACAGCAGCAUGGUUUUUCAUCUGCAGUUAUCCUUCUGUGGAAUGAAGCCCCUGCAGAGCCAGCAGCUUGUUCUGCUUGGUCUACAGACCCUCAGAGUUCACAGCGACGUUCCAGGAGCUCCUUAUCCCAACCAGGAAAUCAGAGUUUCAGCCUCAGCAGGCACUGCAGUGGAGCUGGACUCCUCCCCUUCCCUCCACAUGACUUUUGUUGAUGUCGAAGUGCUGAACGGACUCUCAGCUCUGAAGGCAUACAGCGUUAUCGGACCACCUCUCCAUACUUUCUCCCAGUUCUUCCCACACUUGGUUUUCCCAUUAACUCAGACAUCUUCUGAUGCCUCUGAUGAUCCACUGGAGUCCAAGGAAAACACUUCAGUACCUUUACAGAAGACAUUAAUCACAUUUGUAUACUAACGUUCUCAUCAACAGACCGACUCAAGGGCAGUUCACGCUGCUGCAGCUGCAGUUAGAGUUGCAGAGAGAUGUUAUACAUGGGAAUUAGUUUGAAAGGAAGAUGGUGUACACAAGUGGUUGGAAUAUUUUAUAUUCACUGUCAUUUUAGUAGAAAUCUGCUUUAAAGGGCAUUUUAAAGACAUUUUUUUUUCUAAUUAAUCAUUAGACUUUUAUUUUUUUACAUGCAUUCAUCCUUUUUCAGAGAGGAAUAACUGAAAUUCUUCCUCUAGUAAUAUCAGUUUGGAAAUAUUCUCCAUGGGUUGCAGGUUUUUAUUUAUCUUUCAUAAUUUUAUUUGUCAUUUUUAAACCAAAGCUCAACUGAAAUGCUUAAACUGCUUUCCUCUGCUAAUAGCCAGUGCUUUGCAUAUGUGAAUUCUAUGGUACGACAUAAAAAAGCUCGAGCAUUUACAUGCAUCCCAUCUUGAGUUUGCCUAAGAUGUCUGAAAGACAGCUUAACAGAAGUCUAAAUCAUGUUGUAAUGUAGAGGAGUACACUGGUUUUUAAAUCUUUCCCAGUGCUUCCUGGUCAUCUUUGCUCCCAUUGCUGUGUGUAAUCAUGUUUCACUCUUCUCCCUCAUGCAUCUGUUUGGCCUCUGUUUAUCCGUUUACGAGUUAGGGGUUUAUUUGCUGUCUUUUGUCAUGCACUACCAAGUUUUCUGUGUUUUAGGUUUAUUGGUUUAUGCCUCGCCUGCUGACCACUGCAUAUAGACACCAGGGAUUAGGUGGGGAUGGAUGGAUGGAUGGAUGGAUCCCAGCGUUAUCAUUUUGCUUGGUUUCUUAAAACGGACUCAGUUCAGUUCCUCUUUGCAAUCUGCUUCUUGAUAAUUCAGCUCUAGAUGUGCUGUCUUUAGUUUGUUCUUGACACAUUGUGUUUUCAGUUUCUAAUUUUGGAUCUUUGUUUCUGGAUUUUCUGUUUUUGCAGUAUCUUAUAUUUUUCUUACCAUUUAAUAAAGUUGGUUUCCUU